CGCACAGCAACCAGAACGCUCCCAGAGGGAAGGGGAACACAUCACGGCCACAGAUCGCAAUUUAGCUGUAGUGUGGCGAAUCUGAUCAGCAUAUUAGGAUGCCUCUUGGAGAGGAUGGAAAUGGAUGGAAAAAGAAGACAUCAGAUAUCAAAGAACAUUAUGACUUCAAAGAAGUGCUGGGAACGGGAGCUUUCUCAGAGGUGGUACUAGCAGAGGAGAAGAGGACUCAGAGGCUGGUGGCCAUCAAGUGCAUCCCCAAGAAAGCAUUGGAAGGCAAAGAGAACAACAUCGAAAAUGAGAUUGCUGUACUACACAGAAUCAAGCACCCCAACAUUGUUACGCUAGAGGACAUCUUUGAAAGUACUUCCCACCUCUAUCUUGUCAUGCAGCUGGUAUCUGGAGGCGAGUUGUUUGAUAGGAUUGUGGAGAAAGGUUUCUACACAGAGAGAGAUGCCAGCCAACUCAUCCACCAGAUCUUGGAUGCAGUCAAAUAUCUCCACGAUAUGGGAAUCGUUCACAGAGACUUGAAGCCAGAGAAUCUGCUGUAUUACAGUAUGGACGAAGACUCCAAAAUCAUGAUCAGUGACUUUGGUCUGUCAAAGAUUGAGGGAGCAGGCAGUGUCAUGUCCACAGCCUGCGGAACUCCUGGAUAUGUGGCUCCUGAGGUGCUCGCUCAGAAGCCAUACAGCAAAGCAGUGGACUGCUGGUCCAUAGGAGUUAUUUCUUAUAUUCUCUUAUGUGGAUAUCCUCCAUUUUAUGAUGAAAACGAUUCGAAGUUAUUCGAGCAGAUUCUGAAAGCAGAGUAUGAAUUUGACUCUCCGUAUUGGGAUGACAUCUCAGAUUCAGCCAAAGACUUCAUCUGUCACCUAAUGGAGAAAGAGUCAUUGAAGAGAUAUACAUGUGACCAGGCCCUCCAGCACCCAUGGAUCUGCGGAGACACAGCUCUGGACAAGAAUAUCCAUGAAUCUGUCAGCGCUCAAAUCAAGAAGAACUUUGCCAAAAGUAAAUGGAAGCAAGCAUUUAAUGCCACAGCGGUGGUGCGCCACAUGCGGAAGUUGCAGCUGGGUACUAGUCUCGAGGGACCGAGUCAGAUUACUCCCACCAGUCCCUGCCAUGGACAUUUGCUCCCAGAGGAAGAGGAGGAGGAGGAAGAGGAUCUGGGGAAUGGGGAGGAGGAGAGCUUGUCCCACUAUGAGGACGGCCGUCGCGGAAGCACCGAGGGCAGCACAGACCGGGACAGCCUGAGAAGCUGCACCUACUGCUGCAGGCCCGCUAGUCGCGUUUGA
Messenger RNA from Cyclopterus lumpus (lumpfish), 1286 nucleotides. RefSeq names its product calcium/calmodulin-dependent protein kinase Ia (gene camk1a). The coding region runs from base 99 to 1286 and encodes 395 amino acids. The transcript is spliced from 12 exons. Gene Ontology annotation, biological process: peptidyl-serine phosphorylation. NCBI's taxonomy places the organism in Eukaryota, Metazoa, Chordata, Actinopteri, Perciformes, Cyclopteridae. Gene Ontology annotation, molecular function: ATP binding; calcium/calmodulin-dependent protein kinase activity; calmodulin binding. Gene Ontology annotation, cellular component: intracellular anatomical structure. The record is from RefSeq and is a predicted model, not a curated record.